This is a messenger RNA of Suillus subaureus, 495 nucleotides long. RefSeq lists its product as uncharacterized. The transcript has 2 exons. The record is from RefSeq and is a predicted model, not a curated record. Lineage: Eukaryota; Fungi; Basidiomycota; Agaricomycetes; Boletales; Suillaceae. The coding region runs from base 1 to 495 and encodes 164 amino acids.
AUGUCUGAUGAUGAACAGUCACAUGACAAGAUGCUGGAAUUGGGAUUUCCUCCAGAGUUGGACGUCGAAGAUGUGCUAGAUUUGGGGUUUGAUAUUGAUGUCAGUGAUCCAACUGGAAACACAGAUGGGGUUCUGGAGAUGGGGUUUGAUAUUGAUGUUAGUGAUCCGGCCAGACACACAUAUGGGGCACUGGAGAUGGGCUUUGACACCAAUGAUAUCACGCUGGAUGAAAGCCUCUGGAGAUGGGUUUUGAUAUGGAUCCGGCGCAUUUUGACCUGGAUCGAUCUUUUGCUGUCAUUCGACCUGGAUCCCAUUAGAUUUGUAAUUCAAUGGGCUGUAGGCGAUUUGCAGAUUGCAAUGCACCAGUUGGACAUGGACUGGGUGGGUGAUGCAAUGUCGCCGGACGAGGCCAUUGCAAGACAGCAAGUUCUUGACAGCACACAAGAGUUGUUGCUGGCAUGUCAACUAAUAUCCAUAUCUCGACUUGCAACAUGA